This is a messenger RNA of Tupaia belangeri chinensis (Chinese tree shrew), 1053 nucleotides long. It is a transcript of the gene ADI1, whose product is annotated as acireductone dioxygenase 1. NCBI's taxonomy places the organism in Eukaryota, Metazoa, Chordata, Mammalia, Scandentia, Tupaiidae. The record is from RefSeq and is a predicted model, not a curated record. Gene Ontology annotation, molecular function: acireductone dioxygenase [iron(II)-requiring] activity.
CUGGAUGCCGACAAACACGAGAAUGACCCGGAGCUGGAGGCGAUCCGGAGAGACAGGGGCUACUCCUGGAUGGACAUCGUAACCAUCUGCAAGGACCAGCUGCCCGGUUACGAGGACAAGAUCAAGAUGUUCUACGAGGAGCACCUGCACCUGGAUGAGGAGAUCCGCUACAUCCUGGACGGCAGCGGCUACUUCGAUGUGCGAGACCAGGAGGACAAGUGGAUCCGCAUCUCCAUGGAGAAAGGGGACAUGAUAACCCUGCCCGCAGGCAUCUACCACCGCUUCACGCUGGACGAGAAGAACUACGUGAAGGCCAUGCGGCUGUUUGUGGGAGAACCCGUGUGGACAGCGCACAACCGGCCCGCAGACCACUUCGAGGCCCGGGAGCGCUACGUGAAGUUCCUGGCCCAGACGGCGUAGGCCCCGGGGACAGCAGCCGCCAUGCCUAAGUGCUGACCUGGGGACAGAGCAGGAAAGCCCCCAUUUCUCACUUUCGUGGUGUAGACCCCAGGCUAGGUUCUUUCUUUUGUGAAAUUAUUUGAUCAGAAUCUUCUAAUGGAGGGAGCAGUAACGCUGAUUCUCACUCAGAAGCUGCUGCGGAAAUGCCACCAAGCACCUUCAGUUCCUCCAGCUCGGCUGAGCCUAGGGGUGCAGGCGCGGUCGGGAGCACUUAGCUGGGCCCAGAUGACAGCCCGCCCCUGCCCCUGCUCAGAACCCCCGCUGCUCUGUGCAGCCAGCCAGGCUUGCCCUGGAGAAGAGGGCAGGUCUCCUGGUUGGCCUCCACCUGGCUGCACGGCAGGGGAGCCCUCUCUCUGCUGAGGUGCCCAGGCUGCCUCCCGCUGGCUGCCUUCAGUUUAUGCUGCAACUUGGGGUUGCUGCUAGUCGGGUGAAUAGGGUCUCUUUCCUCCUUGUUAAUGGGGCCAGCAGGUGGCAUGGUGGUUAAGUGCUGGAUUCCCACUUGGCCGACUGUGGUUCGGGUCCCAGACUGGCGGCUUAAUGAAUCACAACAAACAACUAGACAAUUAAAUAAAUACAUAAAUGCUAAAAACAAAA